AUGUACGGAGAACCUGGUCUGGAGUCUGUGCUACUGGACGUAGACAAUACUCUCAGCCGCGUAAUCGAGGCAUUGCGUCAAUGGGAGUCUUUAUCUCCCUACCAAGCUAUUGUUGACGAGGGGAAAAUCGCCACGUGUCUUGAGGUAGAGCUUAGGGCAUUGGGUGAAUGCGAUAUACACCAUGUUCUCGGCUUUGAACGAGAAUGGGCAAAAAAUUACAUACGGGCCAAGGAGCUGGACGAUCGUGAUUUGGAGGAAAAAUUGCUGAGGAUAGCCGAAGAGUCACCUGAGCCUGCUAUCGAAAAUCCUGAACCGAUGGGUGUGCAGUCCUCGGUGCCUUCGACUUCCACCGCAAUGGGGCGAUUGGCUAGGGACGGGUUCACCCGUUCGCGAAUAACCCAGAGACAUCUGGAUGCUUCCUCGAGUGGAGAGAACUUUUUGAAGGGACUCGAAGCACUCACUAAAGAGGUCCACGACAGCAUAACGACAGUCGCCCAACAUCAGCCUCUAUUAAAUGCCCAUCAACUCUCCCCAAUAGUGGCGCCCCUCAUGGAUGAGCUUUUAUCAAUACGCGAUAAGCCGCUUGGCGAGCAGACCGACUCCCCAAUGCUUCAAGUGACACACGUUCCUUUUGUCACUAUAUCCGACAUCAACAAGAUGGAGGAUGCACAUUAUCUUCGGAAUAUUCGAGACUUGUCUUUGCAGAUUCGACUCUACAACAAGUUUAUUCCCGAUACCGACUUCGAGGAACAGCCGCCAAUCAAGAAGAACAUGGGGCAACCCUGGUUGCAGUUCGACUCUGCCAACCUCGUCCGGACGACCAAAUACUAUAUAAACUCCUACAGAGACGAUUACUUCAAGAGGCCUGCAUCUGGUCGCGGUGGUUGGGGUUGCCCAAGGUCUUCACUAUUUACAUUCAAACGGGCUACAUCACGGGGGCUACAUGCGGGUGCCAUUUUGUUGGCACGCAAGGAACACCUCGAAUCGGAGGUUGUCAUUGUGUUCCAAGUUCGAGGUCAACCCUCCCUUGAGCCUUGUAAUACGACUCGCAGGGCAAAGCGCAUUACGAUGCAUGGCACCCGAGGUACUGUUCUUUAUAACCACAAAGCCAUGUUUGAGCUUACUUCUGGCUCUCCAACUUUAAUCAUUUUACAAAUUUUUACUCACAAAACACCAUUCGAAGGUGUACCCAUGCCACAUGGGCUUGUCGCCUUUCUAGUCCAAGGCCCGAUCCCCAAUCAUCCAUCUACCACAUUGACGGAGUACGGCCCGAUCCUGAAACGGAAACGGACGCCAGCAUACACUAUUCCUGCGACUAGCGACGAUGCGCUAAAAGCGGCAGCUAUUGCUGCGGCCGAAGUUCUUCCUUCGGAAGAAGAGGGCCAACGUGUGUCGAACGAAUUGGAGCCGGUACGGAAGGAACUUAUGCGUGAAGUUCGAUUAUGGAGCGAAUUAUCACACCCUAAUGUUCUCGAAUUUUACGGGUUAUAUGACGCUGGAGGGAUGUCUAUAUACAUGAUUUCUGGGUGGAUGUCCAAUGGUAAUGCGCCUGAUUACUUGUUAAAGUGUCCGGAUGCAAAUCGCCGAGACAUUGUUUCCGAUGCUUUGAAAGGUCUCUGUUACUUGCAUGAAUUAGGCAUAUUACAUGGUGAUUUAAAAGGGGCCAACAUAUUGAUCAAAGAGGACUGUACCGCAUGUCUAUCCGACCUAGGCCUGGCUCGGGCGUCUCAUGAAGCAACAAUCACAAGAACUCUACGAAUUCCAAUUAAGACUAUGGAGAGUGAUAUUUUUGCGUUUGGAUUGGUGAUUAGGGAGCUCCUGGGUAAUGAAAUACCCUACUCUGAGAUACAAUCCAUACCGCACAUCAUACGAUUGAUAGCAAGCGGAUCGCGACCUUCUCGUCCCAAGAAUCUUAUUGCUAGCGAAUGGCUUUGCGAUAAGAUGUGGGAGAUCGUCGAGGCUGCCUUAGCGGGAAACCCCGAACUAAGGCCGACAGCUUGCGAGCUUUCCCAACACCUUAGUCGUAUCCCAAUGGCGACCCGCCAUGCCCCGCGAAGAAGAGUCUCGGAGCCCAACCCACCCAGACCGAAGCUUCGAGAGUUAACGUAUUGGGCCUACAAAGAUUCGUGCACGAUGGCCGCCCAACGCGUUACGGUCACUGCCCUCAAUCAACAGUUUAUUAUAGAUGCUGAAUACCAGUUUGUCAAGGAGCUUGGUCAGGGCGCAUAUGGAUGCGUGUUGGCCGCCAAACACCGCAGGUCCGGCGAAGGCUGCGCGAUCAAGAAGAUCACAAACAUUUUUACCAAGCGUAUUCUGACGAAACGUUGUCUGCGUGAAAUUAGGCUAUUGCACCACUUUAGAGGGCAUAAGAAUAUAACGUGUCUCUAUGACAUGGAUAUCGUCUUUGAUGCCAGCGGAAACUUUAACGAAGUCUACCUCUAUGAAGAGCUGAUGGAAGCCGAUCUUCACGCGAUCAUCAGGUCUGGCCAACCGCUAUCUGACGCGCAUUUCCAGAGCUUCUUGUAUCAAACUCUUUGCGGCCUCAAGUAUAUCCAUUCAGCAAAUGUACUUCAUCGUGAUCUCAAACCUGGUAAUCUUCUUGUCAAUGCCGACUGCGAACUCAAGAUCUGCGACUUUGGUCUGGCUCGAGGAUAUGUGGCUUCUGGAGGCGACGCCAGGGCUGCUGCUGGUAACCAAGGCUUUAUGACCGAAUACGUUGCGACGAGAUGGUACCGUGCUCCAGAGAUCAUGUUGAGCUUUGCAACUACACUACUGCAAGUAGUCGAUGUCUGGUCUAUCGGGUGUAUUCUUGCAGAGUUGCUCGGAGGCAAACCUAUUUUCAAGGGACGCGAUUACGUUGACCAACUGAACCAAAUCCUCCACCACCUCGGUACACCGAGUGAAGAUACCCUGCGUCGCGUUGGAUCUCCUCGUGCCCUCGAUUUGUUGGGAAAACUUCUUGCAUUUGACCCUGCGAAACGCAUCAGCUGUGAACAGGCCUUGAGCCACCCUUACCUGGCUGUCUGGCAUGAUCCUAGUGAUGAGCCUGUCUGCUCCUCAACGUUUGAUUUCGGAUUUGAGGAAGAAGACUCUGUCGAAGGCAUGCGCCAACUUAUUGUAGAUGAAGUCAACGCAUUCCGCCAUGCUGUCGCUCGCAAGCUCGUGCUGCUGGGGCAGCUCGAAGACAAGAUCCCCUUCCUGUCCCUUCGCGCGACGAUUUACACCCGUGACUCUGGAAGGGUACCAUCUCCAGUUGUAGACGACCCUUCCGCAGACUUAGCGUUCGAGGCCCUACGUCACAAGGCUCGUGAGCCAAUGGCAUUCGUACCGGUGAUCGCCUCCUGCGAGGUUUUGGAGGAAAACUCAAAGUACAUCAAGCGAAAGGUGGCUCUGAAGACCGGCCUCGAGAUGACGGAGGACAUAGACCUCUACGCGCCGUCGCUGAUAACGUUCAAGUCGAACACGGGGGCAUUUGUCACAAAUCUCAUCUCCGAGAAUGCCGAGGGGGAACGUUUCUAA
This is a messenger RNA of Rhizoctonia solani, 3519 nucleotides long. Its product is annotated as mitogen activated protein kinase. The transcript has 29 exons. The coding region runs from base 1 to 3519 and encodes 1172 amino acids. The record is from RefSeq and is a predicted model, not a curated record. Gene Ontology annotation, molecular function: MAP kinase activity; ATP binding. Gene Ontology annotation, biological process: protein phosphorylation; intracellular signal transduction. Gene Ontology annotation, cellular component: cytoplasm; nucleus. Lineage: Eukaryota; Fungi; Basidiomycota; Agaricomycetes; Cantharellales; Ceratobasidiaceae.